This is a messenger RNA of Leptosomus discolor (cuckoo roller), 1158 nucleotides long. The record is from RefSeq and is a predicted model, not a curated record. NCBI's taxonomy places the organism in Eukaryota, Metazoa, Chordata, Aves, Leptosomiformes, Leptosomidae.
CUCAUCCAGUUGAUUUUGAGUCACCUUACAGUACCAGACCUGUGUAGACUAGCGCAAACUUGUAAGCUACUGUAUCAACAUUGCUGUGAUCCUCUACAGUACAUUCAUCUCAGUUUACAACCUUACUGGGCAAGGAUUAAUGACACAUCUCUGGAAUACCUACAGUCUCGCUGCACUCUCAUCCAGUGGCUGAAUUUAUCUUGGACUGGAAACAGGGGAGCCAUCUCUGUUUCUGGAUUUAGCAGGUUCUUGAAAGUUUGUGGCUCUGAACUAGUACGUCUUGAGUUGUCUUGUGGCCAUUUCCUCAAUGAAACGUGCUUGGAGGUCAUUACUGAAAUGUGUCCAAAUCUUCAGGAAUUAAAUCUCUCAUCGUGUGAUAAAAUACCACCUCAGGCUUUCAACCACAUAGCCAAAGUGGGCAGCCUAAAGCGUCUCAUUCUCUACCGAACAAAAGUGGAGCAAACAGCCCUGCUCAGUAUUCUGAACUUCUGCUCGGAGCUGCAGCACCUCAGCUUGGGCAGCUGCGUCAUGAUUGAAGACUAUGAUCUUAUAGCAAGCAUGAUGGGAGCAAAAUGCAAAAAGCUUCGCAGUCUGGAUUUGUGGAGAUGUAAAAACAUAACUGAAAGUGGAAUAGCAGAAUUGGCUUCAGGCUGCCAGCUUUUGGAAGAACUCGAUCUUGGCUGGUGCCCUACGUUACAGAGCAGUACAGGCUGUUUCACAAACCUUGCGCGUAAACUCCCAAACUUGCAAAAGCUCUUUCUUACGGCCAACAGGUCUGUGUGUGACACAGACAUCGAGGAGCUUGCUGCUAACUGCACGCAUUUACGGCAGCUGGAUAUAUUGGGGACGAGGAUGGUAAGCCCUGCAUCUCUAAGAAAAUUGCUGGAGUCUUGUAAAGAUCUAUCUUUACUUGAUGUGUCCUUCUGUUCACAGAUUGAUAAUAGAGUUGUCCUAGAACUGAAUGCCAACUUUCCUAAUGUGUUCAUAAAAAAGAGUUUCACCCAGUAACUCACUACAUAUGCUGCUGUGGAAUUCGUUUGACAGAGUUGUUUCCUGUGAAUUUGUGCUGACUUUUUUUAAGAAUAUAGAUCCCCUAUGAAAUAGUGGAAAGUAUUAAUUAUCUACACAAAUGCGUAAAAUACAUUUAAAUAUAAUAUG